GAGGAAGGCCCACCAGCUGAACAUGGAGGGGGCACUGGUGGCCCGCGACCGGGUCGGGGUCCAGGACUUUGUCCUGCUGGACUCCCACACCAGCGAGGACUCCUUCAUGGACAACCUCCAGAAGAGAUACCGGGAGAACCUCAUCUACACCUAUAUCGGCACUCUCUUGGUCUCGGUCAAUCCCUACAAAGAGUUGGACAUUUACACCAAGAAGCAGAUGGAGCAGUACAAAGGAGUUAAUUUUUUUGAACUCCCGCCCCACAUUUACGCCAUUGCGGACAACGCCUACCGCAUCAUGUGCACCGAGUACAACAACCACUUCAUCCUCAUUUCGGGGGAAAGUGGGGCCGGGAAAACGGAGGCCUCCAAGAAGAUCCUCCAGUAUUUCGCCAUGACGUGCCCCACCACCGAGCAGCUCCUGGUCAUCCGAGACCGGCUGCUUCUCUCCAAUCCGGUUUUAGAGGCUUUUGGCAACGCAAAGACCUUGCGGAACGACAACUCGAGCCGGUUUGGGAAAUACAUGGACAUCCAGUUUGAUUUCAUGGGCGCCCCUGUUGGCGGACACAUCCUGAGCUACCUGAUCGAGAAAUCCCGCGUCGUCCACCAGAAUCCUGGCGAGAGGAACUUCCACAUCUUCUACCAAUUGCUUGAGGGAGGGACGGAGGAGCUGCUCCAACGACUGGGCCUCCAGCGCGACCCCCGGAAGUACUUGUACCUAGUCCAGGGUGGCUGUGCCAAGGUCUCGUCCAUCAACGACCGGAGCGACUGGAGGACCGUCAACAAAGCCUUCACCGUCAUUGACUUCUCGGCCGCAGACAUCGAGAAUCUUUUCAGCGUUAUCGGCAGCGUUUUGCACCUGGGUAACGUCCAUUUCGAGGAAGACUCCAAUGGCCACGCCAUUAUCGUCAAGGGGACUCAAAUUAAGUGGAUAUCAAAGCUUCUGGGGGUCCAUUUGUCCAUCCUGCAGGAGGCGCUGACGCACAGGAAGAUUGAAGCCCGCUUUGAAGAGGUCCUGAGUCCACUGAACGUGGACCUGGCUUUUUAUGCCCGUGACGCCGUUGCCAAGGCCAUCUACGGCCGGACCUUCGCCUGGUUGGUCAGCAGGGUCAACGCCUCUCUGGACAACAAGGACUUCAGCAUGAAAACAGUGAUUGGCCUCCUUGACAUUUAUGGCUUCGAGGUCUUCCAGACAAACAGCUUUGAGCAGUUCUGCAUCAAUUAUUGCAACGAGAAGCUACAACAACUGCUGAUUGAGAUGACUCUGAAAGCCGAGCAAGAGGAGUACGAACAGGAAGGCAUUGAGUGGGAGCCGGUCUCGUACUUCAACAACAAAGUCAUCUGCGAUUUGGUGGAAGAGAAGCACAGAGGCAUCAUCGCCAUCUUGGACGAGGAAGGGCUUCGACCCGGAGAAGCCACCGACCUGAGUUUUCUGGAGAAAAUGGAAGAAAAAUUGGGAGGACACCCACACUUCCUCACCCGGAAGCUGGCCGACCUGCACGUGCGCCGCUCCAUCGGCUGGGUCGACUUCCGCCUCCAGCACUACGCCGGGGAGGUCACCUACUGCACCGUGGGUUUCUUGGAGAAGAACAACGACCUUCUCUUCCGGAACCUGAAAGAGGUCCUGUGCAAGUCGAAGAACGGGAUCCUGAGAGAGUGCUUCCUCCCCGCAGAACUCGAGAACCGAAGACGGCCCGAAACCGUGGCAACGCAGUUCAAGAACAGCCUGUCCAGCCUGAUUGAGAUCCUCAUGUCCAAAGAGCCUUCGUACAUCCGGUGCAUUAAACCCAAUGACGACAAAGAGCCAGACAAAUUUGACAACUCUAUAAUCCGACACCAGGUGAAGUACCUGGGCCUGAUGGAACACCUUCGGGUCAAAAGGGCCGGAUUCGCCUACCGACGGAAGUACGAACACUUCCUCAACAGGUACAAGUCUCUCUGCCCGGAGACGUGGCCCCAUUGGAGGGGAACGGCGGCAAAAGGGGUGGAGCUUCUGAUCAAACACGUGGGAUACACACCUGAGGAAUACAAGUUGGGAAGGACUAAAAUAUUCAUUCGUUUUCCCCGGACCCUUUUUGCCACCGAAGAUGCCUUUGAAUACAGGAAACAUCUCAUAAUUGCUCGGAUCCAGGCCCGGUAUAAAGGCUGCUUAGGGAAGAGGGAGUUCCAGAAGUUGAGGAAAGCAGCCAUCACCUUGGAAUCGUGCUGGAGAGGAAUCCUGGCCCGGAAAAUGGCCCGAAGGAGGCACUGGGCCGUCCAAACCAUACGCAAGUACAUCAAGGGCUUCAUCUGCCGCAAGCAGCCCAUGAACGACGUCAACCGGGAUUUUCUCCGCUUGGCCCAAGUCUCGUAUUUGCAGAAAUUGCGGGAAUUUCUCCCCAAAGGCGUCCUGGACCCGACCUGGCUGGACCCCCCACCCACGCUGCAAGAGACGUCUGAGCUGCUCAAGAAGCUUUGCAUCCGGAACUUGGUCCGGAAAUAUUGCCGCAGCACCAGCCCAGAGAAGAAAGCACAGAUGGAUCAGAAGGUGGUGGCGAGUGCGAUAUUCCGCGGGAAAAAGGCCAAAUAUCCCGAAAGCCUGAAUGUACCGUUUGCUGACACUCGAAUAGACGAGAGCGAAAUCAGCCCCAAAGUCAUGCAAAUGAUCCGCCACGAGAAGGUCAAGUAUGUCUCGUCGGUGGUGAGGUUCGAGGGGAAGGGCUUCAAGCCAAAGGUCCGGAUGUUGGUCUUGACCCGCAAGGCCGCCUACCUCCUCGAAGCCGCCAAAAUCAAGGAGCAGGUCGAGUACUCCACCAUCAAAGGCAUUUCCACCAGCAACUUGAGUGACGGCAUUGUCGUCAUCCACCUCCUGGAAGACGGAAAACAAGUGCAGGGGGACGUCAUCAUCCAGUGUGACCACGUCUUCGAGGUGGUCACCCGGCUCUGCAUGUUGGCCAAGAAGGAGGAGUUGGUGGCCGUGGCCGAGGGGAGCCUCGAGUUCCAGUUCAGUCCGGGGAAACCGGGGACCAUCGACUUCACCACCGGACACUCGGCUCAAGUCUACAAAGCCAAAAAUGGACAUCUGACCGUGGUGUCGACCAAAACGUAGUCCCGACGAUGACAACGACUUCGACUGUUGCUUUUCUUGUGGUUGGAAAUCAAAAAACGAGAAGCAAAUCCCACUUAUAAUUGUCAAUUUAUCCCCGUUUCGGAUGCCAUAAAACCGGGGCAGCUGAACUCGACUCAUGAUUUUACUUCUAUAUAUUUUUUUACAUUCCCAUACGUAGACGAUAUCGUAAUUGCGAAAGUAACGAAUCUAUAUGAAUUAUCCCAAAGUCUCACUAAAUCGGACAUUAUUUUUA
Anolis carolinensis (green anole) is the source of this 3338-nucleotide messenger RNA. RefSeq names its product myosin IH (gene myo1h). Bases 23 to 3085 code for a protein of 1020 amino acids. Gene Ontology annotation, cellular component: microvillus; vesicle; cytoplasm. The record is from RefSeq and is a predicted model, not a curated record. NCBI's taxonomy places the organism in Eukaryota, Metazoa, Chordata, Lepidosauria, Squamata, Anolidae. Gene Ontology annotation, biological process: vesicle transport along actin filament; actin filament organization. Gene Ontology annotation, molecular function: ATP binding; microfilament motor activity; actin filament binding. The transcript is spliced from 31 exons.